Molecule: messenger RNA, 824 nt
Organism: Haliotis rubra (blacklip abalone)
Lineage: Eukaryota; Metazoa; Mollusca; Gastropoda; Lepetellida; Haliotidae
Exons: 2
Coding region: 33-824 (263 amino acids)
Source: RefSeq, a predicted model, not a curated record
UGUUGCAACGAAAGCAUUUGGUCCCACUAGCGAUGGCACUUUCAGUACUGGCCAUCAUCGGUUUCGUCACCGCUAGGAUUCUCAUGGCUAACAUGACCAAUUACGGGCCAGCUGCAAAGGAACGGUCAGUAGUCCAAGAUGGUUUCAGGGCAGUCGACCAAGGUGGUUUCAUGGCAGCCGACCGGUUAAGAAAACAGAGGAAUAAGCUGUCGGAGAUACUGAACAAUACGAUGAGAGAACUCGCGAUGAUGAGUUGUAAAAUGGCUGAAAUGACUACAAAAUCCAAUAAGAGUUAUGUUGCCGUUACUGGCGGGUGGUGCAAAGACACAAGUACAUUCACAGGUGGGGAACACUCGUUUGACAAACCUCUGGCAAACCUACUUUCACUUUUCUUUCAAAGCCAAACCGUUGCGAGUUUCGGGGAUGGUCCGGGCGAGUACAAGAAGUUUCUGGACUCGACCAAUCGACUUCGUGCAUACGAUGCUUUUGAUGGCGCCCCCUAUGGGCGGGAAACAAGCGGUGGAGUAGUUCAGUUUGCUGAUCUAACGGUUCCCCUGUACGGACUUCCGCUGUACGACUGGAUCAUAAGUCUGGAGGUGGCAGAACAUAUUCCAGCUAAAUAUGAAGACGUCUUCAUUGACAACAUCGUGCGUCACGCAAAGAAAGGCAUAGUACUGAGCUGGGCGAUACCUGGUCAAGUAGGUCUUCAACACAUAAACAACAGACCCUUGGCGUAUGUACAGAAACUUCUUUCGAGCAAAGGAUUUGAUACAGAUAUUGUGGCGAGCCAGGAAUUUCAAGAAAAGGCACUUUUCCAUGGCUGA